AUGUACGAUGGCUUCGAUUCAUCAGGGUCAUUGUCUCCAGCUACGGACGACCUAGUGGUCGUUAAUGCAGUCAUUACACCUGAUCUCUACAAAGCCACACUGAGCAUCGGGGGAAUGACUUGCAGCUCUUGCGUGAGCAGCAUCACCCGAGCUGUUCAACAAUUACCGUUUGUCCGAUCAAUAGAUGUCAACCUCCUCACACACAGCGGCACUGUCAUAUAUGAAGGCAAGCACCGGGUCGACGAGAUCGUAACCGCCAUCGAGGACACUGGUUUUGAUGCUACCGUGGAUAACAUCACAGAGGCUGAACCCCACCAUCCGGCUCAAAGAAGUGCAAUUUCGCCGAUUCAUCAUGACAAACGUUGGAGAGCCGUCUACGCUAUAAGCGGCAUGACUUGCAGUUCGUGCGUUGGUCAUGUCACCGAAGCCAUCAGAAGCCAUCGCCCCUGGGUAGAUCAGGUCGACGUGAACCUCCUGUCAAAUAGCGCUUCCGUCAUCUUCACUGGGAAAGACCAUCUACCCGAGAUCCAAGAAAGUAUCGAGGAUGCUGGGUUUGAUGCUACCCUCGACAGUAUCGUAGCCGAAGAUGACGGUAAGAGGGAGGUUGUGGAAAGAACGGUCAGUAUCCGUGUCGAUGGGAUGUAUUGCCAGCAUUGUCCUGGGAGGAUUACACGGGGCCUCGAAGAACGAUACGGAACGAACUACACUUUCGAAUUCAAGAAUCCGCGUCUGACGUCCAAGGCGCCUAAACUCACCUUUACGUAUCUCCCUGCUCCGCCCGAUUUUACAGUCCGACAUAUCCUCCAGACGAUCAAGGAUCUGGAUCCAGCGUUCCAGCCAAGGAUCUACCAUGCCCCAACCAUCGAAGACAGAGCUCGGGAAGUGCACUUGCGGGAGAGGAGGCACAUCCUAUUCCGCAUGCUCCUUUCGAUCACUGUGGCAAUACCCACAUUUCUGAUUGGCAUCGUCUUCAUGAGUUUGGUUAACCCCAAGAAUCAUAUUCGUCAGUACAUCAUGGAACCCAUGUGGGCUGGCAAUGUCACACGGACUACCUGGGCACUUUUCAUACUUGCCACUCCAGUGUACUUCUUCGCCGCAGACAUCUUCCAUGUUCGCGCAAUCAAAGAGAUUCGCGCCAUUUGGAGACCUGGCAGCCGCAUCCCGAUCCUUCAACGGUUCACUCGUUUUGGCAGCAUGAACAUGCUCAUGUCCUUGGGCACCAGUAUUGCUUACUUCGCUUCCGUCGUGGAGCUGGCUCUGGCGGCCACGAAGCAGUCUUCGGGUGGUAUGACUGACAGUUACUUUGACGCUGUGGUAUUCUUGACCAUGUUUCUCCUUAUCGGAAGAUUCCUGGAGGCCUACAGCAAGGCUAAAACCGGCGAUGCCGUCACCUCGCUUGGCAAGCUGCGACCCGAGGAAGCUAUACUCGUGGAAUCCGAGACUGGCGAUCGGAAAAUUGCGACGGAUCUUCUAGAGAUUGGUGACAUUGUUCGGGUACCGCAUGGGACAUCUCCUCCAUUUGACGGAAUAAUCAUCGAGGGCAACUGUAACUUUGACGAAUCCAGCCUCACAGGGGAGUCAAGACCGGUAAAGAAGGAAGCUGGCGACAUUGUCUACUCCGGCACAAUCAACAGGGGCCAGCCUAUCAAGGUCAGGAUCACCACCAUCUCGGGAACAUCAAUGCUCGAUCAAAUCAUCAAUGUUGUUCGGGAAGGGCAAACACGCCGUGCACCUGUGGAGCGCGUGGCAGACACCAUCACCAGUCACUUCGUGCCCUUCGUUGUAUGCAUUGCCAUAGUCACGUGGGUAGUAUGGCUCAGUCUCGGUACGUCCGGGGUUAUUCCAAAGGGCUGGAAGAACGAAGGUUCAGGUGGAUGGGCGCUCUGGUCUUUGCGAUUCGCCAUCGCGGUUUUCGUCAUCGCAUGUCCAUGUGGCAUUGGCUUAGCAGCGCCUACUGCUCUUUUUGUCGGCGGCGGACUUGCAGCCAAACAUGGAAUUCUCGUCAAAGGCGGCGGAGAGGCGUUCCAGGAGGCGAGCUCCCUGGACUGCAUCGUGUUCGACAAGACUGGCACUCUUACCCAAGGGGGAGAUCCUUCUGUGACCGAUCACGCGUUUGCACAAGCGCAAGAUGAGUCUCUUGUUCUUGGUAUCGUCAAGGCCUUGGAGGAAAGCAGCAGCCACCCUAUCGCUCGUGCUCUCGUCUCCUUCUGCAAUACGCGGGGAACGAAAACGCCUGCUGCGAAAAGUCUCGAUGAAGUUCCCGGGAAGGGUCUCAAAGGCACUUUUUGCCAGGAUGGCAAAGAGAUAGUUGCGAUUAUUGGGAACGAAGCCUACAUGGCAGAUCACCGUGUGUCCAUUUCAGGGGACGAUGCUGCACGACUCCAAUCUUGGAAGGCUAAAGGCCGUUCAGUGGCUUUGGUAGCUCUCUUGCAUCCGCUCAUUCAAGCGCAGAACCAAAGGCCGUCAAGCCCGGCGGCUCCGUCUGCGACCGCAAGACCGUCGUCAGUGGCGGAGCACAGGUGGGAACUGGCAGCCAUGUUCGGCAUUGCCGAUGCCCUACGACCGGAAGCCAUCAAAGUCAUCCAAGCACUCAAAGACCGCGGCCUGGACGUGUGGAUGCUGUCAGGCGACAACCCUAUAACCGCCAACGCUGUCGGCGCUCAGGUCGGAAUCCCCUCAUCCAACAUCAUCGCCGGCGUCCUCCCCGACCAAAAGGCGGAGAAGAUCAAGUACCUUCAACGCACGCUCACAAAGACCAACAAAACCUCCCUCUUCCGCAUCCCUUUGCUCUCCCGCUUUCACACUCGCAAGCAAGCCCCCAAACGUGCCAUCAUCGCCAUGGUCGGAGACGGCAUCAAUGACGCGCCCGCCCUCAGCACGGCCGACCUCUCCAUCGCCAUCGGCUCCGGCUCCGACAUUGCUCUCUCAUCCUCCUCAUUCAUCCUGAUCAACUCGCAUUUGACGACCCUGCUGACGCUGUUGGACCUCAGCCGCGUCGUCUUCCGCCGCGUCUACUUCAACUUCGGCUGGGCGCUGGUUUACAACUUGAUUGCCAUGCCCGUGGCCGCCGGCGUCCUCUAUCCGAUCAAGACCGGCACGACCCACAUGGCCAUGCAUCAUAAUGGCGUGGGCAUGGAGGGUGGCAUGGGCAUGGGGGACGGUGGCGAGAAGCAUGUGAGGUUGGAUCCCGUGUGGGCGAGUUUGGCAAUGGCACUGAGUUCGGUGAGCGUUGUUUGUAGCAGUUUGGCCUUGAGGACGAGGAUCCCAGCAGUGGGGUUCAGGGACAGGAAGGAGGCUGAUAAUGAGGUGGAGAAUCAGGGCAUAGCGUGA
Molecule: messenger RNA, 3330 nt
Organism: Westerdykella ornata
Lineage: Eukaryota; Fungi; Ascomycota; Dothideomycetes; Pleosporales; Sporormiaceae
Product: heavy metal translocatin
Exons: 1
Coding region: 1-3330 (1109 amino acids)
Biological process (GO): copper ion homeostasis; monoatomic cation transport
Cellular component (GO): membrane
Molecular function (GO): ATP binding; P-type divalent copper transporter activity; ATP hydrolysis activity
Source: RefSeq, a predicted model, not a curated record